Gracilinanus agilis (Agile Gracile Mouse Opossum) is the source of this 924-nucleotide messenger RNA. Its product is annotated as olfactory receptor 2T11-like. Gene Ontology annotation, biological process: G protein-coupled receptor signaling pathway. Gene Ontology annotation, cellular component: membrane. The transcript has a single exon. The record is from RefSeq and is a predicted model, not a curated record. Lineage: Eukaryota; Metazoa; Chordata; Mammalia; Didelphimorphia; Didelphidae. Gene Ontology annotation, molecular function: G protein-coupled receptor activity; olfactory receptor activity. The coding region runs from base 1 to 924 and encodes 307 amino acids.
AUGGAAAAAAGGAAUGAGACAUUGAGCACUGAUUUCAUUCUCCUUGGACUCUUUCCGGACAUGAAACAUAUCAGCUUUCUUGUUUUGAUUAUCCUCUUGGUAUAUAUUGUCUCCCUCACUGCAAACACUGGCCUGAUUUUCCUGAUUUGGGUGGAUCCUCGACUCCACAUUCCCAUGUACUUCCUGCUCAGUCAGCUUGCAAUAAUAGACUUGACUCUGAUCUCCAGCACUGUGCCCAAGAUGGCUGCUGACUUUUUCUCAAGAAGGACAAAGAUCUCACAUGUUGCUUGUGGUACCCAGAUCUUUUUCUUCCUAACCUUAGGAAUCGCUGAAUGUAUCCUCCUCACCCUCAUGGCCUAUGACCGCUAUGUGGCCAUCUGUAAACCUCUGAGAUAUCCUAUUAUCAUGAGCCAGAGAACCUGCAUAAAAAUGACAUGUGUCUCCUGGUUUGGAGGUGCCUUCAUUUCCCUUGUCCACACAGCCUAUGUCAUGCAUUUUCCCAUCUGUGGCUCCAGGAAAAUUCCCCAUUUUCUCUGUGAGGUCAUGGCCAUUCUGAAAAUCACCUGUGAGGACAUUAGAGCCUAUGAGAAGGCGGUGGUAGUAACGAGCAUUGUGGUGCUCCUUGUCCCAUUGUCACUCAUCCUUUCUUCUUAUACCCUCAUUUUCCUCAGUGUCCUCCGCAUGAAUUCCCCUAAGGGGAGAAACAAAGCCCUGGCCACCUGUUCCUCUCAUUUGACUGUAGUGAGCCUCUACUAUGGUCCAGCCAUUGUAGUCUACAUGAGACCAAGUUAUUACCACAGCCCCAAAAUAGACCAGAUACUCUUUGUGCUUGGGGCUAUCCUCACUCCUAUGAUGAACCCCCUCAUUUACAGUCUGAGAAACAAGGAAGUUGUGGGAGCACUGAAGAAAAUUCUGGAAAAGUGA